CAACAACAGCGAUCAUAUUAUGAUUCCAAGAAAUAAAUUCAAUAAUCCUAAUGUUUUUCAACUUAAUAAUAAACAAAGUGAUGAGGAAAAUGAUGACCAUCAGAAAAAUCCACAGAAUCAGCAGUCAUCAUCAUCAUUGAUAAAUAAAAAUGAAAAAAAUCAAUCGAAAAAAAGGCGAACAAAACUUUCAUCAAAUCCUCAAACAAUGAUGGCUAUUAAUAGACAUCCGGAAAAUUUAUUACGAUUAUAUCGUCCACGUUUUAAACAUCGAAAACGUUUCCGUAAAAUUCGACUUCCGAAUGGUCAUCGUUUUAUUCGAAAAGAUAACAAUACAUUAGCAACAACAACAACGAUUAUUGAUACGGAUGAUUCUGUUAGUAAUCAACUAUCAGCAACAACAACAAUACGACCAUCAUCAAGUACGAUCGAUGAUAUUUCCGAUUUCGAUAUAAAAAAAGUAGAAAAUAAUGAAAUUUUAAGACAAACAACAACCAUAUUACCCGAAAUAGAAACAUUAGAUUUGAUUAAUAGUACUCAAAAUGAUAAUGAUUCGGAAAUUUCAAUCAUGACAACAACAAUGGAGCCAACAAUAAAUGAAUUAAUAACCGAUAGACCUGAUGAAAUAAUAAGAACAACAACAAAUAAUUCAUCGAUCAAUAUUAUACCGGCUGAAGUUUUAAUCAACAGUACGAUCAAUAAUCGAUUGAUGAAUCAAACAAAUAAUUUUAAAAUAUUCUGUACAUAUGAUGCAUAUCGAUCGAUUCCAUUCGCCGAAAAUGACAAUGAUAAUAAUAAUAGUAGUAAUAAUGAUAAAGGUCGCUAUUUUGAUAUCGAUCAAUUGGAAAAGAAUUCAGUAUUUUUAAAAUAUUGUACCCAUCUAAUCUAUGCAUUUGCCAAUAUUGAUCUAAAUGGUGAAUUAUAUACCGGAUUGAAUACAAUGCAUCAGGAUAGUUUAGUUCGUGAUAGAAAUCGUGAAUAUAAUGAAGCAUUUCUUGUACGUUUUCGAAAACUUAAACAAAAUAAUCCACAUUUACGGUUAUUGAUCGCUGUAGGUGGAUGGGAUACACCACCGCAAUUGUUUUCGUUAAUGGUUGCAACUGGAAAACUUCGUGAACGUCUUAGUGAAAAUAUUUAUAAAUUUGUAUUUGAAAAUGGAUUCGAUGGUGCCAUCAUUGCAUGGUUCUAUCCAGUUUAUGGCAGUAAAUCAUCAAUGGAUUCUCGUUCAACACGUGCAACAAGCCAUAGCAUGUUUCAAUUUAAUGAUAAACAAAAUCUUAUAAAAUUUGUUCGGUCAUUGCGUAAGAAAUUCGAUUCGAUUAGUAGGAAAAAUCGUUUGGAAUUAGGAUUAAUGGUACCACCAUUUCAGGAUUUUAUUGAUCGUGGUUAUGAUGCAAAAAAAUUAGCUGAGUCAGUAGAUCAUUUGAUAUUGAUGACAUAUGAUUAUUAUGGAUCCUGGGAGAAUCAUGUACAUCAUUUUUCGCCACUAUAUGCACAGAACAGUUCAUUCGAUGAACGAAAUGUUAAAUUCAAUAUCAAUUCUACAGUCAACUAUUGGAUCAAAGAAAAACAAGCACCAAGAAAUCAGACAAUGAUUGGUUUCGCAUUUUAUGGACGAAGUUUUACUCUAGCCAAUCAUUCGAAUGGAAAAAUUGGUUCAUUAUCAAAUGGGCCAGGUUUAGCUGGACCAAUUACUAAUCGUCCUGGAUUGCUUUCAUUUAAUGAGUUAUGUGAAUUAUAUCUUGGUAAUCCAAACGUACGAUUAAGUGAAGACGAAUAUCGUAUAACAGCCAAUUUACAAUUGCAUGAUCAAUGGGUCGGUUUCGAUGAUGAGCUAAGCCUUUAUUUAAAAACAAAAUACGCUCUGGGCAAUCAUUUAUCCGGUAUAUUUAUAUGGUCAAUCAAUUAUGAUGAUUAUAGAAAUCGUUGUGGAUGGGGACAAUUUCCAUUAUUAAAAGCGGUGAAUAAAGCUGUCGAACAUUGUGCAUUAUGGAAACAAUGUUCACCAUACAUGAUAAGAGAUCAUCAUCAUCAUCAUCAGUCACAAAUAGCUCAAAACUCAUCAUCAUUACCAGUAACGACUAGAAGACGAAAAAGAUGAACAGAUGUCUAUUUGACGUUUUCAAUGGAUAAAUGUGAAAAAUUCCUCAGAAAAAGAAAAUUCUUUUCAUACAAACAUCCACACAUACAUGCACUAACAAAUACACUACAUUAAUAUUUUGAUGGGAUAGAAUAUAUUGUGCCUUUGGCUUGGAAUAUUGUUGUUGUUUGGUUUGAAAAACCAAUUUCUUUUUAUAUUUUUUUUUUCAACUGAAAUUUUAAACUUACACUUGUUCUCAUUAUAAUGAUGUUUGGAUUUUAUUACACAACAUACAUUACAUCACAUCACAAACAUACCGAGAAAGAGAAAAAGAGACGAUGAAAAAUCAAUC
This is a messenger RNA of Dermatophagoides pteronyssinus (European house dust mite), 2429 nucleotides long. RefSeq lists its product as uncharacterized. The record is from RefSeq and is a predicted model, not a curated record. Gene Ontology annotation, biological process: carbohydrate metabolic process; chitin catabolic process. NCBI's taxonomy places the organism in Eukaryota, Metazoa, Arthropoda, Arachnida, Sarcoptiformes, Pyroglyphidae. Gene Ontology annotation, molecular function: chitinase activity; chitin binding. Gene Ontology annotation, cellular component: extracellular region.